Messenger RNA from Closterium sp. NIES-65, 5073 nucleotides. NCBI's taxonomy places the organism in Eukaryota, Viridiplantae, Streptophyta, Zygnematophyceae, Desmidiales, Closteriaceae. The record is from the annotation of a GenBank genome assembly.
AUGCCGCUUCGAGUAUCAUCCCGGCGGCCCGCGGAAGCGCACACCCUGAAGAAAACCCCCCCUCAGCUCACCGCCGUCGGUUCGGGUUCCCCCUCCUCCCCGCAAGUACCCACCCCUUCCGCCGGUCUCUCCCCGCAAGUCGCCGUCCCCCGCUCCGCCUCCACCUCCGCUUCCAUCCCCGCCACUCAUUUCUACUCCGCCGGGCGGAGCUCUCCGCACUGCUACCCCAGCAGCGCCAGCGGCAGCGGCAAUAACAGUACCAAUAAUACCUCAAGAUCCGCCGCUAACAGCCCACAGCGGACGUUCUCCUCCGAUGCUGCUGCGUACAUCACGUCCCCGUCCCGCCGCCGAACCUCCUCGCCAGCCUCGGUAGCAAAUUCUCCCGCCGGGCCCGCCUCGUGCAAGGGCCGGGCGAGCCGUCUGGAGUGGGCCGGGCCGAGCUCGUCAGGCUCGGCAACACCAGCAGCAGCAAGCGGCGGGGGUGGAGGAGUGCGAGCAGGAUUGGGAGUUGCAUCAGCGGCAAUUAACUCGUUCAGUCCGCGCGUGGGCAGUGCCGUGAACGGUGCGGUGACCGGGAGUACCGCUGCUGACGGCAGCGGCGGGCGCAGCAGUUCGCACGGCACCAGCGCGCCUUCCGUAGCGAACGGCGCAGCGGACCCCUCUGCGCCAGGUGAAGGGAGCGCUGCUCUGUCAGACAAUCCCGCCCCCUUUCCCUCGUCCGCUUCCGCCUCCGCUUCCCCUUCCCCUUCCCGUUCCGCCAAGCACUGGCCGCUCGCCACCCUUGGACUUUCCACGUCAGCUGAUAACGUUGCUGUUGCGGCCUCUCCAUCUGCUGCUUCCGCUGGUGGUGCUAGUUCUUUCAGUGCAAGCCAUAUUGGUACCAGCAGUCCGGUAUCAGGUCGUCUCUCCUCCACAUACCGCCCUUCCACGCACCCCCAAUCCCCCAUCCGCCCAUCCGCUGCUUCCCCCUCCCCUCGCCCGUCCGCCGCUUCCCCCUCCCCGCGCCCUCCCCCGUACCGCCACGGCUGCAACUCCGCCGCUAUCCGCUUCUACGUGCGCGCAUUCCUGCACCUGCUCUGGUCGCUUGCCGCGGGUUGGGGCUUGGCGCUGGGGUCCAUGGUCGCGUCCCCGCGGGGGAAAGGCGUAGGCGCGCACGUGCGUCCCGCAGGAAGGCGCGCACAGGCGUACCGCGGGGCAGGCGGAUUCGGGGCGGGAUGGGGCGCGGGUUUCGGGGGAGGGGGCCUUGGCGGAGGGUUUGGGGGGUUGUGGGGCGGGGGAGGAGGGGGGAUAGGAGGAGGCGGAGCAUUUGGGUCUCUACCCGUGAUUCUAGGACUGGUGGUGACGUCGCUGCUACUCCUGAACCACGCAGCUCAUAUAAGGCAAUCCGCGUUAGAAGCAGCCACGGAGGGCACGAGCCGGUCGCGGCUGCUCGCGGCGCAGCAGCAGCGCGCGGCGGCGGUAGCAGCGGCAGCCGCAGCGGCCGCAGCCGCGUCAGGAGGCAAGGGGCCAGCAGGCGGCCGAGGGUUGGCUUUCGAGGGGAGAAUGGGCGCAUCCACGAAUCUAAACCCGUGUGUGGGCGCGGGUGGUGCGGAUGGUGGGGGAACAGCAUGGCGGCAAGGGGGAGGAGGCAGCGUGAGUGGGGCUGGCAGCAAGACGGGGGGUUAUGGGCGGAUGAGGAGGCUUGCUGACUGGUUUGGGUCGCUGGUAGGAUCCCGGACAGAUGCUGCUAUGGAGGAGGAGGAUGAGAGACGCAUGGCUAGGGCGAGGAUAGGCGACCGGGAAGCAGCAGGCAGCAGAGCGGGUGCACGAGCAGGGGCGAGCGCAGGAGCAUGGGCAGGGGGAGCGGAAAGGGUAGAAGGGGCAGGAAACGGAGACUCUGAGAAUUCCGACGAUCCGUCCUCUUCUGCUUCCUCUGUGCCAUGGUUCCCGCCAAUCCCGUCCUAUAUGAGCACGCCGCCUAUAGUCAUCUUUGCAGCGCCAGAGCCUUUCUCCACGGAACCCAGGGACCCCCAGCUCAUCGCCCUGCGCUCCUGGCUGCACCUGGCGCCAGCUGUCCGCGUUGUCCUAUUAGGCUGCGACGACAGCCUGGUCCGGGCGGCAGUGCAGCUCAGUGCCGCCCUGCCGGGCGCGUACCGGCAGGGGGGGUUUGCGCCAGUGGCGGCGGAUUUGGAGGUGGAGUGUAACCUGUUUGGCGUGCCGCUGCUAGGGUCGGUGUUGCAUAGGAUGGCGGCAGACGCUAUUCUCCUCUCUGACGUCGUCCCUUCUCUGAUCAAACUCGCCUCCUCCUUCCCCACUCCACCCCUUCCCCCAGCCACCCCCUCCUCCUCUCCUUCCUCCUCUUCCUCCUCCACCUCCUCCUCCGGCUCCACCUCCUCCUCUUCUUCCACUGCCGCAUCUGCCGCUGCUGCCACGUCAGACCGCCGCCCGCCGUCGUGGAUGGCAGCAGGCGCCAGCUGGCAGGUGGGCGGCGCGGAUGAGCUGGCUCUAGAUCUGGUCAUGGGCAUGGCCGCAGCAGCAGCAGGCGGGGGAGGAGGCGGAGGCGGAGGGGCAGGGGGAGGGGCAGGGGGAGGGGGAGCGGGAGGGGGAAACGGAGUGGGGGAAGUGGAUUUACCCGGGGUGAUGGGGGAGGGGGUGGAGGACCAGAGGGUUCUGGAGCGAAUGGCGGAUGGCGGAGGGAUGGAGGGGGAGGAGGAGGGGGGGGAGGGGGAGCAGCAGCAGCGUAUCGGGACGGAUGGCCAGGGGAAAGGCUCUGGGGGCGCGUCAGCGGGGGAUUUGACCGAGGAGGAGAGGGCGUGGGUGCGUGUGCAGGGGAGGGUGCGGCAGCGGGUGAGAGGCGGGGGGGUGUUGCAGACGCGAGGGGCGAGUAGCUGGUGGGCGUGGGGGGGAGGCGCGGCUGCUCUGCGCUGGUUUGCGUCCUCUCCCCGCCCGGUUCCGCCUCUUGCGUUUGGGCACGGGACGCUGUUUGAUGCUUGGAUCACGGCGCGCAUGGUGGCGGUUGGCAGGGGCGUUGCUGCAGCAGCAGUGGCGGCUGCAGCGCAACGGGCUGCCACAGCUACUGGUGGUGGUGGUGGUGGUGGUGAUUCUAAUGCCGGUGCUGCUGGUGGUGCUGGUGCUGCUGGGGUUGACGGGGCGGCGUUUGCAGAAUUAUCCCUCGCCGCAUGCUUUGUAGACAAUCCCAGCCCUGUUGGCUCGGUUGCCGGUGCUGCCAGCCUCCACCCGUCCCUCUCACUCAACCCGCACGUCCCCUCCAAUGCUCACUCACGCUCCGCUCUCACACCAUCCCUCUCCUUCUCUGCUACAGCUGCUGCUGCUGCCGCCUCAGCAGCAGCAGCAGCCGCGGCCUAUGCCGCCUCGUGCCCGCCUCCCUUUGUCGACGCCAGCGACGUCGUCACGUGCUUCCACCUGGCGUCGCGGGAUUGGGUGCGGCGGGUGCUGCCGAAAGGCCGGCCGUGGAGCACGGGGGCAGUGCAGGGGGGGAGGAAGAGGAGGACUUCACAAAUGGGCCGUUGGGAGCCUGCAGCUAAUGAGUUUCUACUAGCCACGGCUGGGUGUUUCGGGAAUGGGACCUGCGCAGGGGAUGGCAUGGGGGGGUUGGUAGGCGCAGGGGCGCUGGUGGGUAGAGGGAAGGGGGCGAGGGGGAGAAGAGGGGGGGUGAGUGCGGGGGAAGAGGAGGCGGCAGGUGUGGCGAUGUGGCUGGGGGGGGAUGGGAGGGAGCUGGCAAGGAAGAAUGGCACUGCGCAUCAUGGCACGUGGUCGCUCAUGGCGUGUGCUGAUACCAGUGCCAAUCACGUGUGUCUGAAGCCGCGCCUCCGUCCGGCCAUCUGCGCGUGUGACCUCGCACCCUUCACACCCGCCUCCCAGGGCGACCCCACCCUCAACGCCCACAACCGCUGGAUCUGCGAUUCCCCCGACGACCCCUCCUCACCCACCUCGCCCUCCCACGCACCGCACCCCACCGCUCUCAUCGACCCUGCUGCCGCCAAGGCAGCCACUGCAGCCCCGGCGAACGACCGUGCUGCUGCGUCCCUUCUCAAGCAAACCCCCGUAGUUCCCAUGGAAGAUGUGUUACCGCUCGUGGCCCUGCGGGAACCCGGCGGAGUGAAAGUCGUGGUGCUGGUUGCGGUGACCUUUGGCUACGCACACAUGCUCAUGAAUUUCUACUGUAACCUCCGUCGCCUCGGCUUGGGGAACCGGCUCGUGGUCGCGGCCCUUGAUGCUGAUCUCUACCGGUUUGCUUUCUCCCAGGGCCUUCCGGUGUAUUAUGAAGGCCCGGCGGCGGCGGGAGGGGCUGGGGGCGGCAGCGCAGGGGGGGUGAAGGUGGGGGAGGAGGCGUGCGAGUAUGGCACGCUGUGCUUUAAGAGGUUCACGAAGCUUAAGUCGCGAGCAGUGCUGCGUGCGCUGCGAGCCGGGUACUCAGUGUUAUGGACCGAUGUGGAUAUUGUCUGGUUCUCCGAUCCUCUCCGGGACCUGCUCAGGUUCGGGCCUGGGACGCUGCCGAUCCAGAGCAACGAGCCGGAUGCGGCGCGGCCUCCGCACGGGAAGCGUAGGAUUAAUUCCGGGUUUUACUUUGGGAGGAGUGACGAGGCGACGAUUGCUGCGUUUGAGGCGAUCGUGGCAGCGGCAGCCAAGACGGAGCUUUCAGAGCAGCCGAGUUUCUAUGAUGUGCUGUGCGGGGAGAAAGGGCAGAAGAAGGUGCGGGGCAAGGCGCAGUGCUUGUGGAAAGGCAUCAGUGUGACGAGUGCGGGUGGGAAACAGAAGACCACUCCGGUCGCCGUGCGAACCAUCUUUCUCGACAGAAAGAAGUAUCCGAACGGGGCUGUGCAUGGGUUUUGGGACGCGGCGAACGUGAGCGAGGCGUGCCGAGAGGCGGGCUGCGUGAUUCUGCACAACAACUGGAUCAGUGGGAGGGGCAGCAAGGAGAGGAGGCUGGCACGGCAUGGGUUCUGGCAGUAUGAUAUUGAUGGGCGGAAGUGUUUGGACCAACCGUUGAGUGAAGAGCAGCUAGUGACAGAAGAGGAGGCGAGAGCCGGGGGGAGUGGGUUUGACAGUGCUAAAGGGAAGAAAGGAAGUUGA